Triticum urartu is the source of this 1823-nucleotide messenger RNA. RefSeq lists its product as uncharacterized. The record is from RefSeq and is a predicted model, not a curated record. NCBI's taxonomy places the organism in Eukaryota, Viridiplantae, Streptophyta, Magnoliopsida, Poales, Poaceae. Gene Ontology annotation, molecular function: protein binding.
AAGAAAAUUCUCGUUACUCUCGAGCUCGAGCUCGACAGCCAUGGUCUCAGAGCUAGGGUUAGCGCCGCCGGCGAAACGCCCGACACCGUCCCCCACCACAAUUACCGCCAUCGGAGACGACCUCCUCCGCGAGAUCUUCCUCCUCCUUCCGUCCCUCCCGAGCCUCGUCCGCGCCGCCCUCGCCUGCCGCACCUUCCUCGACGCCGUCCGUUCGUCCCCCGCCUUCCGCCGCCGCUUCCGCGCGCUCCACCCGCCCCAGCUCCUCGGAUUCUUCAUCGACUCCUGCCGUAGCAAUCCCUUCGUCCCGUUCCGCAGCCGCUCCGACCCGGACCUCGCCGCCGCCGUCCGCGGCGCCGAUUUCCUCCUCACCCGCCUCCCGGAGGACAGCGAUUCCUCGCCCGGGUGGCACAUAGAGGCCUGCCACGGCGGCUGCGUCGUCCUCGUCAACCUGACUACAUACCAGGUCGCUGCUUACAACCCCCUCACGCAGGCACUGCAUCUCUUCCCCUUUCCGACCACCAACGAGAUCCUCGUCAAGGGCGUGCCUGAUUUCAUUUUCAUAUCCGACGAGGACCAGGAGGCCCGUAUGAUCUGUGUCCAACACCGGAACAAGCCGCAGCAAGUGCCGGCGCGUCUAGCUGUUUUCUCACCGGCCACCAGGGAGUGGCAGAUCUUGCCGUGGGUGGAGACCCCCCAGCCAUCUCAACCUGAGGACGAUGGAGACAUCGUUCCCACGUUUCUCCCUGGUACACAGCUGAAAGGAUUCGUUUAUCGGAGACACACGAGUAAGGCUUAUGUACUUGUUCUCAACACUGCAACAAUGCAAUUCUCUAGAGUGGAUUUGCCGCCAUUCUUGGUAGAGAUGGACCCUACGCUAUUUAGUUUGGAUUUGGGUCAUAGCAAGGAUGGAAAGCUCUGUCUGGCUGUCAUAGAGGCAGAAACGCUUAUUGUUUGGCUCUGGAGAGCUGAUGAUGAUGUUGUUGAGAAAUGGAUGCAGGAAGGUACUUUUCCGCUGAGUACAUUUGUUGAUGACGCUAAGAUUUCAGUAGAGGAUUAUACCACAGUGCAGAUCGAGGCGGUCAUCGAGGGCUUUGUGUACGUGUCUACUAAGUAUGAUGCGUACACCGAGUCCCUCCAUUCCCUCUGCCUGGAAACAGCAAAGCUGAACAAGCUUUUUGAUAAUAAGUAUACAAACUCUGCUCGUCCUUACAUCAUGGCGUGGCCUCCUUCUUUGGUAGGCAACGAGGAAGAUUUCGAAAACAAAGUUACCGGAGAGAAUGUGGCGAAUGAUGGUCCAGCGGGCCCAGAAGAAGCUCCCUCUGUUCUUGUCACAGCAUUGCGGUCAUAUAAAGAAGCUCUUAUUAAUGAUGAUGGGGCAAAAGUUGCGGAGAUAGAGUUAUUUCUACUUUCUAUUGAGGAUGAGAAGAAGUCUCUAGCAGCACAGUUGACAACUGCAAGAGAUUAUAUCUUGAGGAUAAGUGCCGACAUUGAUGGCUACAGGAGAAGGCCAGAAAGAGAGAGGUGAUGACAAGUUGUGCCCACUUCUUUGCCAGUUGAACCAGCCCCUUUGGAGUGAUCUUGGUGUAUUUCUUCUGAUGAGAUGAGCUUAUGCUUAUAUGUGCUGGCGCUUCAGUUUUUGGAUGGUGUGGAGACAACAGCAUGUACUAGUUUCAUAUAAUAGUAGGGUAGCAAUUAGCAAGGGAGCACUGGAGACAUAAGCUAUGGCUAAUGAGUGUAACCAUCAGUAUGUCUAACUGUGCAUCAUUGAGUUGAGACCCACUUUGCUUCUUAGCUUGAGUACUUAUCUGUCAUGGGUCCACUAU